Molecule: messenger RNA, 1338 nt
Organism: Lodderomyces orthopsilosis Co 90-125
Lineage: Eukaryota; Fungi; Ascomycota; Pichiomycetes; Serinales; Debaryomycetaceae
Product: oxysterol-binding protein
Exons: 1
Coding region: 1-1338 (445 amino acids)
Biological process (GO): piecemeal microautophagy of the nucleus; exocytosis; maintenance of cell polarity
Cellular component (GO): cytosol; intracellular membrane-bounded organelle; membrane
Molecular function (GO): oxysterol binding
Source: RefSeq, a predicted model, not a curated record
AUGGCAUCCGACGCUAAAUCCGACUCACCAUCUUCAAUAUCCUCAAAUGCCUCAGCCUCCGCUUCAUCUUCCUCAAGUUCUCAUUCAUGGACGUCUUUCCUCAAGUCAAUUGCGUCUUUUAAUGGUGAUUUGUCUUCAUUAACUGCGCCACCCUUUAUAUUAUCACCAACAUCACUUGUGGAAUAUUCUCAAUAUUGGGCCGAGCAUCCAGAUUUAUUUGUUGCAGCAAAUAAGUUGACUGUUUCUGAGGAUGCAGAAGCAUCAACCGUUGAUGCCAUAAACUUGAAAAGAGCUAUCGCAGUUACUAAGUGGUUUAUUUCUACAUUGAAAUCUCAAUAUUGCUCAAGAAACGAAAGCAUGGGAAGUGAAAAGAAGCCGUUGAAUCCUUUUUUGGGGGAGGUUUUUGUCGGGAAGUGGGAUAAUGAAGAGUUGGGCGAGACGAUCUUGUUGAGUGAGCAAGUUAGCCAUCACCCACCUGUAACUGCAUACGCCAUUAAAAAUGCUAAGAACAAUGUCAUGUUGCAAGGAUAUAAUGGUAUCACAUCCAAGAUUUCUGCUACUUCCAUAAACAUUAAACAAUAUGGACAUGCGCUUUUAGAUUACAAUGAUUUGAAAGAAAGCUACUUGAUCACUUUGCCUCCUUUACAUAUUGAAGGAUUAAUUACUGCUGCUCCUUUUGUUGAGUUGGAGGGAACCUCAUAUAUACAAGCUUCCAAUGGUUACUUCACAGUUAUAGAAUACAGUGGAAGAGGUUGGGUUUCAGGAAAGAAGAACACCUUUAAGGCAAGAAUAUACCGCGACGCUUUUUCUAGCUCAUCAAAGGAAAAUGCUUUGGUUACAAUACAAGGGCAAUGGUCAGGAAAGUCGUAUAUCGACAAGGGAUCAGCAACUCCUACCUCCAAGACUGGUGAGUUGUUUUAUGAUGCUAAUGCAUUGAAAGCUGUGCCUUUGAGCGUUAAGCCCAUUGAAGAACAAAAAGACUUUGAAUCUAGAAGAGCAUGGGAAAAGGUUGCCGAAGCAAUUAGAAAGCUGGAUUACAAUUUGAUUGCUGAAGAAAAGUCCAAGAUUGAAAAUGAGCAAAGAGAGUUAAGAAAGAAGGAAAAGGAAACCGGAUCCAAAUGGCAAACUAGAUGGUUUGAUGUAGUUGAUUACAACAACCGAUCAGAGGACACCAACUUGACUCCACCUGAUGAUUUCAUUAAUUUAACCAAUCAAGCUAAUUUGUCAAUCCACAAUGUACCUCUGGGCUCAUUGAAAAAAUCGAAAUACGAUCACGGGGAUGCAAAGCAUUGGAGAUUUGUUCCCGCAAAAUUUGAAAGGGAUGACAUAAAGAUCUAG